AUGCGCCGCCCACCCCAGCCCGAGUCAACAGAUGCUUUGGAAUGCCUUCGAGCCAAAGCAAAAGAAGUUUGGAGUGAAGAGAAUGUGCCCCCUUGGGUUGCUCGAGCAUUUGGCAAGGAGAGCGUGAAGAAGGGUGAUGCGGAAGGUGGAGUAGAGCUUGCUUUUUCCGAGUUGCUGAAUGUGCCCAAGCCGCAAGAGUUUCUCUGGGCUUUCGUUGAAGCAGCAGUGGCAAUGGCCAAGAUCCCGACAAUGAUCAUCGACGAAGCCAACAUUGCUUUUCCAAAUCCGAAUGGCAACGGAGACAGCGAAUCCAAGAGGGACGCAGCCUUGCGGGCCCUUGCCACCUUUGUGGCAAUGACAAAGGAAAGCUGCCAGGCUUCCAUCAUCUUGACUGCCUCGGAUUUCGCUUUCCCAUAUGGCCUGGAAACACUUGGUUUCAACAAGUACGAUGCGCUGAAGACAAUCGUGAUUCCAGAGGUUGAAAGGGAUCCAAUGUUGGAUUUGCUGACAGAGUGGGGUUUGCCUCGGGAUGUGGCGGAGGAGUUCUACAUGAUUUUCGGCGGCAACAUACUUCUCUGCCAGCAGGCCAUCGAUAAGCUUCUUGAACAGCUUCAGCUUGGUGCAAAAGACUCCUUCGACCCCUUCAGAGUACGAGGUACGGAGGGGCUGGCUGGUUUGGCCAAAGACCCGCUCACCCGUGAGCACUUGGAGAACCUUGCGCGACAGGGGUGGUCCCCCAUUGAGGAAGGCAGCGCGGACAGGGAGACGGAGAGCCAGAAGGGCGCCCGCAUCAUUGCUAAGAAGAACUUUGGCGGCGUCAUCAACAGCGAGACGACCACCUUUUUGGACCAAGGCUUGAAGGAUGACAUGUUCAGCAACAGAAGCACAACACAGGUGCUCAUCCCUGCCACAAGCUACCUGCGCAACUGUAUCAAGGUUUACGUUGACGCAUGUGAGCCCAGCAGCUUGGAAGCAAUGUGCUGA
Effrenium voratum is the source of this 984-nucleotide messenger RNA. The record is from the annotation of a GenBank genome assembly. NCBI's taxonomy places the organism in Eukaryota, Dinophyceae, Suessiales, Symbiodiniaceae.